GAAAUAAUCACUGAUCUGGCAUAAGUGACAGUGACAAGUGGAAACACUGCUUUCGGUGAUUUCUUUAAGGAAGGGAAAUAACAAUUUUGUAUACAAACACAUAUAUAAUUAUACACAUCAUUGGGAAAGAAUGAUUCAUAUAUUAAACAGGGACGAUUUUUAGGAACAACAACGUCAGGAAGAACAGCGCCCGUUAGCGGUCUAUCGAGGCUAGGCAAAGGCUUGGUACAAACCUCAGGUCCAAACAGCAUGAGGGACAUAAACAAAAUCAAUCUGUGGUGUGCAUAUGGUUUUAUCACAACAAUACUACGCUGAUGUCUAGAUGUUGAACAGGUAUCAUAUUCUCUGUGAUGUUCGUCAGACACCUGAAGACCAGAGGUAUUGGACUCAUCAUGGGCUCAAAAAGGAGAAGGGCUACGUCCCCCUCUAGUAGUGUCAGUGGGAGGGACUUUGAGGAUGGACAGCCGUCAUCCUCAGCAUCUUCAGUAGGUUGGAAAAGGAGAAGAACCUCUAACAUUCACACUGUUGAUCCAAUUGCACUAUGCCAUGAACUGUACAACACUAUCAGAGAUUAUAACGAUGACCAGCGAAGGAUGUUGUGUGAGCUGUUCAUGAGAGCACCCAAGAGACGGAAUCAACCGGAUUACUGCCACAUUGUGACACAUCCCAUUGACAUGAUGAAGAUCCAGCAGAAGCUGAAGAUGGAGGAGUACGAUGAUGUGGACCAGAUAACGUCCGACUUUCAGCUCUUAUUCAACAAUGCAAAGGCAUACUACAAGACUCCAGAGUGCAGAGCAGCCUAUAAGCUGUGGGACCUCUACCUGCGCACCGAGAAUGAGUUUGUCCAGCGGGGGGAUUAUGAUGAUGAGGACGGGGACGAUGCACAUGAUAAUCCUGGAGCGUCCGAUGAGAAUGCACCCAGUUGCCUGAAGGAGGUCCUUGAGCAGCUGUUGGAUGCGGUGGUGAAAUUCUCAGAGCCCUCAGGGCAUUUAGUCAGUGAUCUGUUCCAGAAACUACCAUCUAAAGUGCAAUACCCAGACUAUUAUGCCAUAGUAAAGGACCCAAUAGAUCUGAAAAUCAUUGCCCAGAAGAUACAGAUGAGCCUCUACAGAAGUGUCAGCGCCAUGGCAAAAGACAUAGAUCUCCUGGCCAAGAAUGCCAAAACAUACAAUGAGCCUGGGUCACAGGUUUUUAAGGAUGCCAACACCAUCAGAAAUAUUUUUUCACAGAGAAAGACAGAAAUUGAGCAUGCUGAGCCCAUCAAAUCCAGCAUUCACAUCAAGAACAGAAGGUCAACCCAGGGAGACCAGCUCUCAGCUAUUACCAUGGCUCUUCAGUAUGGGAUUGAGGACGAUGGCAUUCUGGCUGGGUCUGUCCACUAUGACGAGGGGGAGUCGGAGGCAGAGAGCAUCCACCACAGCAUGGACAUGAGUACCCCCAUCUUCCAGCUGUACGAGGCUAUGUGGGGCGGAAGGAACAGCCAGGGACAGCUUAUCUCCGAGCCUUUCCUCCAGCUGCCCUCCAGGAAGGACUACCCAGACUACUACCAGCAGAUCAGCUGGUAGUAGCUUCCACUGUUGCAGGCAGAUUAGGAACAAAAUGAAGAACAACGAGUAUGAGAGUGUUGAGCAGCUAGACGCAGACAUCACUCUGAUGUUUGAGAAUGCCAAGCGCUACAAUGUGCC
Molecule: messenger RNA, 1685 nt
Organism: Salvelinus sp. IW2-2015
Lineage: Eukaryota; Metazoa; Chordata; Actinopteri; Salmoniformes; Salmonidae
Source: RefSeq, a predicted model, not a curated record